Coprinopsis cinerea okayama7#130 is the source of this 1425-nucleotide messenger RNA. RefSeq lists its product as hypothetical. The coding region runs from base 1 to 1425 and encodes 474 amino acids. The record is from RefSeq and is a predicted model, not a curated record. The transcript has 6 exons. Lineage: Eukaryota; Fungi; Basidiomycota; Agaricomycetes; Agaricales; Psathyrellaceae.
AUGGGCUUGCGAAACACGUUCCUUCACUUACGCUCCUUUCAUCUUCUUCCGUCCAAGGCGAACACGCCCUUGACUUCUCCUACGUCCCCUCGCUCGGAUGGGCGAGAGGGUCUUCCAUUGUCCAGCCGCAGGGAAAGAUUCGACAAUAUCACCAUUCGCGGCACAACCAUCGUCGUUCUUGCAACAUUGGCAUCAAUUGUCUUCAUCUGUAGCAUCACCGUUGCCCUCAUUGGUCGCGCUUCGGACAACUACGACCAAUUCACUUCUGCGCUAGACGAGGUCUCACGUUUCAACCCAGGGAUUCUCCUAGUUGGAGAAGGCGUGGAUAUCGAUAUAGACGAACCCUCUGUUACCAUUCGUUGGUUCGUUGUCGCGUGUGGUGGAGAUUCCGUGUUGCAAGGAUCCAAAGGUGUUCUUGAUCACAAGGCUUGUGGCUUACCUGUCACUGGCGUGAACAUCUUUGUUGAUAACAACGCCAAUCCUUCUUUUGCGUAUGAUCCCGUCUUGGUCCCCUUCGACGAAGAUACGGCACGGAGGAAGAGCUUAGAAAGCGCAAUCCACUUCGAGACUAGCCAUGUCCUCGACGUACAUCAAGCGCGACAAUACCCCUUCGAUACCUAUCGACUUCAGAUAGAAUUUCGAGCGGCAGCUCUGGUAGCCAACCAGACUCUACCUCUGUCAAUCAGUCGAGUCUUGACCGUCGACCAAACUUCAUCUUUCAAUGUCGAUUCUACAGAUUUCAGGCGCUAUAUGGUCUUGAACGAGAUCAGAUCUCCAACUCAACGUGUGGACCUGCAUAUCAAGAGGCCUGGGUCUGCGCGCUUAUUCACUCUAUUGCUCUACGCUAUCAGCUGGCUCUUGACGCAUAUAUGCAUAGGUCAAGUGGUCAUCGCCAAGCGGGGCGACGGGUCGAGAUUGCUGCUAUGCUGUUUGGCCAUCUGCGCAGGGACUCUCCUUGCCCUUCCUCAAUUGCGAAACAGCAUGCCUGAUGCACCUGGCCUGGAUGGUAUCUUGAUUGGUUAUUUCCCUCAGAUGGCUAUCGUCGGUCUUUGCAUCAUCGCUCUCCUCCUCAUGCUGGCAAUUCGCGAAUUGGAUGACAUAAGGGACACACAAUAUGUCGAGCCCUACACCCCCAAUCGUCGAUUCUGCUUUCCGGAGGGGGUGACCUUGAGCUCACCACCACCGCCCCGACCCCGUCGCCCGCCUCCCAUGUACAGCCAGACGGACCUUUCGCAGUGGGAGAUGCAACGGAUGGCCAAGCAUCUGCGAGGGGACUAUGUGUUCCCUCCCAUCUCUGCCCGAGCAUCUGUAAAGCCCGACAAUAACAUUACCUGGAAACCGGUGCAUAGGAGGAGCAAGACCAUGAGGGCCGUGUCGAUGUUGGAGGAAGGAGAGAUCUCGAGGUGGUCGGACCACGAGGAUUGA